CCACAAGUCAGGACCCUGUCAGCAUGGCAGGGAAGUGUGACACCAUCUACCAGGGCUUUGCUGGCUGCCUGAUCAGCCUGGGGGACAGCAUGGCCCAGAGCGUCCGGCGGCAGCGGGAGGAGGGCGGCAAGGAGGCGCAGGAGCUGGACAAUCUCCCCAGGUCCUGGGAUGACUUUCAUGCCUGUGCCAGCGAGGUGCUGUCGAGCUGCCCUGAGGAAGCAGCCGCCAUCUGGGAAUCGCUGCGGCAGGAGUCCCGUAAGAUCCAGUUCCAGGGGAACCUGCAGGAGCUGUGCAGCGCCCGGGGACGCCUGGCGAGCACCCAUGGCUCACCAGCUGCUGAGACCAACCAGGCUACACUGCGGGGCUCGGCCACCCCCCCGCGCCCCCAUCUCCUGGCCCUGCUGGCCCUGCCACUGCUGGUGCCCCGACUCUAG
Molecule: messenger RNA, 434 nt
Organism: Pelecanus crispus (Dalmatian pelican)
Lineage: Eukaryota; Metazoa; Chordata; Aves; Pelecaniformes; Pelecanidae
Source: RefSeq, a predicted model, not a curated record